AUGUCCAGCGACGAAAAGCAACCAGAGAACCUGCAAGUCUCGGAAGCCUCCGACGACGAGACUUCGUCUCAGGGGGCCCAGCCCCAGGCCCUUACGAAGGGCAAGAAGGAAAACGAUCCUCCUAUGCACUACACCGACCCUGCCGCCGGCAAGCCCGGCCGAGAGCGUGUUCGCAAGACCCGUAUCAAGGACCGCGGGAAGUCUGAUGCCGAAGAAAGCAGCCUGAAGAUAAAGAUUGAGUUAGACUUGGAGGCUGAGAUCAACCUCUAUGCUCGUGUGAAGGGUGAUGUCACAAUUGGCUUGCUGCGCCUCUCAAUGGCGUCAAGCUCCAUCGGCCUGUCCAAACAUACCUUCCAUCAGAAAAUAGAAGCACUCUCACAGGCAGGGUUUUACGGGAUAGAGCUCACCUUCCCAGACCUGCUCGCCUUUGCCCAAUCUCACGCGAACCGUGACAUCGCCAGUAAUGACUAUGACGCGCUUUGCGAAGCUGGCCAGCAGUUGGGGGAUCUGGUUAGACACCAUAACUUGAAGAUAAUGGUUCUGCAGUCAUUCAGAAACUUUGAAGGAUGGCCCGAGAGAAGUAAGGAAAGGGAGGAAGCCUUUGCUCGCGCUCGCGGUUGGAUCCGCAUCAUGGAUGCCGUGGACACAGAUAUGCUUCUGGUUGGCUCAUCUGAUGCAGGGGGCAUUGUGUCGUCCAUCGAACAGCUUGCUUCGGACCUAGCGCAGCUAGCAGAUAUGCUGCACGAAAAAGGGUUCAAAUUAGCAUAUGGGAAUUUGUGCUGGGCAACGCACGCGUCGACCUGGAAGGAAGCAUGGAACCUCAUCCUGCAGGCGGACCGGCCUAAUAUCGGUCUUUGCCUCAACACGUUCCAGACGGCGGGAGGGGAAUGGGGUGAUCCGAGGACAGGAUCUGGUCAAAUUGAAAUGUCCGGGAUAUCCUCGCAGACAAUCGAUACGAGAUACAACAAGAGCUUGCAAGAGCUCUCCCGCGAGGUGCCUGCAGAUAAGAUCUAUUUCGUGCAGAUCAGCGAUGCGUAUCGGAUCUCACCACCGAUGAAGAAUGACUUCGAUGAAUCAGGGCUACCAUCACGGGCGGGAUGGAGCCGCUCCUACCGGCCGUUACCCUACGACGGAGGGUACCUGCCGAUUGCACAGGUAGUGGAGGCGGUCCUAGAAACGGGUCUCAGGGGCUGGUUUAGCAUUGAGGUCUUCGAUGGGCGGUUCGAAAAGAAGUACGGGGAUAACCUAACUAAAUUCGCAAAGAAGGCUAAAGACACCUAUGAGAAGCUACUACGAGAAGCGAAAGGGAGGAGAACAUUGAGCGGCUGA
This is a messenger RNA of Scedosporium apiospermum, 1329 nucleotides long. RefSeq lists its product as uncharacterized. The record is from RefSeq and is a predicted model, not a curated record. The coding region runs from base 1 to 1329 and encodes 442 amino acids. NCBI's taxonomy places the organism in Eukaryota, Fungi, Ascomycota, Sordariomycetes, Microascales, Microascaceae. The transcript is spliced from 2 exons.